AUACUGGAGCCCAUGUGCACCAUUGGUUUGGAAUCAGGGUUUUCCAACUCCCCUAGGUGGACCCUCCAUGUCCACCAACCCGGUUAAAGCGCCGGACAUUCUUUUGGUAAAUAAGAGAUGAUGAUUGAGUUUCAUCUGAUAUAUACUAUUAGCUAGUUAUUGAAACAUACAUACUAAAAACUAUAUUGCGAGUGGAUAUCUCUUUGCUCUUAUCUGUGAAAAGUUUAUUAUAUUUUCACUUCUGUUAGACUUUGUAGCGGCACAAGCCUCUACAAAAUCGGUUUGUGGUUCUAAAUUUAGAUUUUAUGAGAUGGAAAUACUACAUUCACAGGUGGGACCGUAAAUUUUUACCAAGAAAUGUCAUCAGCUAUUACCCCAAAAUCCUAUUUAACUAUAUAUGGCUGAAUGAAUUUUGCGUCGAAGUACAAUAACUUCUAUCUCUAAUUUCAUUAGUUCGUCCAUAAAUUAUAGUCUCAGCCUUCACUUAUAUUUUGCAGUCUAGCUUUCGACAAGAUUAUACUAGUGUCUAUUUAAACUUUAAUCAAACUAUCGAAAUUGUACUGUCAUCAUUUUAGCUUCACCUGUUCAGAUUUCAAUCAGUUAGCUUGUAAAAUUAAUGAGUAGGAUAAGAUUGCCGAUUAUAUUUCAACUAUUAAUAUAUUCAGUUCACUUUUCGUGCCUUUACAUUUACGAGUAUCCACUAAUGAAAACUGAAUAUAUCAUAAUUGCUGAAAAUGUUCAUUUCACGUGUGUUACAUAACAUUAAACUUUAGUAAAUGGCAAAGCGAUGUUCUCUUCAGUGGGUUAAUGCAAUAAAUGGCACAGUUGGUCCUGGGCUACAAAACCAUGCUGGUGCUAUUGUAAGAGGAGAUUUCUAUUUGCACGGUGGAAUAACUUCUAAUGAUGCAUCAUGUAAAACCCCGAGCAACUGCUUUUACAAGAUACAAGUUUAUCCUACAUUAGGCCAAUGGAUAGAAAUUACAUCUUCAGACUCACCAUUUCUUAGUCAACAUACGUGUCUAGUCUUCAAGCAAAGAUAUCUUGUUUUUAUCGGGGGAUGGAAUGGACAUAUCAGAAUACCAGGUAUACAUACAUACGACACUCAGUCGAAUAGUUGGCUACCGCCUGCCUUGAAUGAACCAUUGCUUACUGGGUUUCCUCAGGGAGCUGGGUUGUCAGCUCAUUCUGCCCAAAUAAUACGUCCACUAAAUGAUGAGAAUGCGUUUUCAGCUAUUAUUAUCGGACGAGAAGGUUCUCUAAGAAGUCAAAGAAAGGCAGGGAAUAUUUACUUAUUAUAUGGUAAUUUGAUCGAUAUGGAUUCACCUCAACAAAGAAUGAAAUACGUUUACUGCGAAGCCGAUUCCAGUCUCACAGUAUCGUCAAGAAGUUAUCAUACGUCGACACCGAUCACACCAUGUAUGUUAGUUACUAUUGGUGGUUGUAAAAGUAAUUCGGUGGAUUUAUUAAAGUGGAAAAUAAUCCAUAAUAAAAAGAAGAAAGAACCAUGCAAUUGGCCUGGUCGCCUUGAAUAUCCAUUGACAUCAUGUACAGUUGUAACAAGUUUUAUUAAAGAUACUGAACAAAAACAAAAGUCUAAUAUAAUCCAACUUUCACCAUCCUAUCAAAGUGGUUGGCGUGGUCAUUGUAUAAUACCAGGUGUUGGUGGUUUAUUUAUUGGAACAGGAGAAGGUUUCAAUGCAUUAAUACAUGGCCCACUUAAUUCAGCAUAUCUUUUAAAGUAUGAUGAAAACGGUAGUAGUGUUAAACCAACAAUUUACGAAAUUGGUACAAUUGAUGAACCAAGAGCAUAUGCAGUCUCUGCAGUAUGUAGUAAUGAUGGUACAGCUUGGUUACAUGGUGGUCUCGGACCUAAAGGCAAAACAAUGAAUACAUUAAUGAAAUUAAUAAGAGUUGAUUGACAAAUGUUUCAAUGAAUUCCCAAAUAUUUGUGAUAUCAUAUUUCAUUUUUAAGUUGUAUAAUUAUUUUAUGGGAAAUAGUUUUUAUCAACAUAUUUCGCUAUCACAAUUCCCUUUAGAUUAAAAGAAAAACAACUCUUCACGACCAAGAAUUCAUUACCCUAGAACUGUUUUUAGAGGACAGUUUAUGUAAUAACCAUCUGUUCAUGUUGUUGUCGUCAUAACAUUCCCACAUAUUUUUUUGUUUUCAAUUUACACUACUUGUAAGUAGCUUAAAUCAUUUUGCAAAAUAUGUUUUGAGUAUAUCAAUCAAGUGAUGGUUUUCAUACUUAAUAUAUUUUUUAAACUCUCAUACUUUGAAUAAUUAGUUAAUUAAAUUAAUUUUAAUACUAAAAUAAAAUAAAAUUUCUAAAAAAGUGAA
Messenger RNA from Schistosoma rodhaini, 2338 nucleotides. NCBI's taxonomy places the organism in Eukaryota, Metazoa, Platyhelminthes, Trematoda, Strigeidida, Schistosomatidae. The record is from the annotation of a GenBank genome assembly.